AACUUGCGUUCUCUCCAUGUUCCUGCCAACUGAUCAAGAAACUCCCGUACAUGCGCAAGAACACCUUCCUUCGUCUGCUGUCUUCAUGCAAGAACCUGAGCUCCCUCCUCAAAGUCCACGCGCGCCUGAUCAUCGCGGGCCUCGGUCCAGACGCCUCCGCGACUACCCACCUCAUAAACUCCUACUCUUCGCUUCAAAGAUGCGACCUUGCUCGCUCCGUCCUCGAUUCCGCCCCGACUCCGACCACUGUAUCGUGGAACUCCAUGAUAAGAGCUUAUUCGAGAUCGAACCGACACCAGGAGGCUCUGAAGAUGUACCGUUCCAUGGUGGACAGAGGCUUGGAACCAGACGGGUAUACUUUCACUUUUGUUUUGAAGGCUUGUACUGGUGCUCAGGAUUUGCAAGAGGGUGCUUUGAUCCGCCGUGAAGUUUGUCGCAGAGGCCUGGAGAGGGAUGUGUUCAUAUGCACUGGUCUGAUAGACAUGUAUUGUAAAGCAGGGGAUCUGGAGAGUGCACGAGAGAUAUUUGAUAAAUUGCCUGUGAGAGAUGUUGUCGCCUGGAACUCAAUGAUCGCCGGGCUAUCACGUAGCUCGGAUCCUCUUGAGGCUUUGGCACUUUUUAAGAGAAUGCAGUGGACAGGAGUGGUUCCCCAUUCGGUCAGCCUGUUGAAUUUGUUUCCAGCUGUUUCAAGAUUGGCAGAUGUUGAUUCGUGCAGAUGUAUGCAUGCCUACGGGAUUAGGAUGGAUUUUGGCUUGGAAGUUUCGAAUGCUUUGAUUGACACAUAUUCCAAGUGUGGGGAUGUAGAGUCGGCUCACCUAGUUUUUGACCUCAUUCAUACUCGAGAUGAUGUUUCAUGGAGUACUAUGAUGGCGGGCUAUGCUCAUAAUGGAUGUUUCACUGAGGUUCUGGGUUUAUAUGACAGCAUGAAAGAGAUGGAUCUUCAGAUGAAUAAGGUCUCUGUCAUAAGUGCUCUAUUAGCUGCAGGGGAGAUUAGAGAUUUAGAGAAGGGAAAGGAGAUACAUCAGUUUGCCCAAAAACGAGCUAUUGACAUGGAUGUUCUUGUUGCUACUCCAAUUAUAACAAUGUACGCAAAGUGUGGAGAAUUGGAGAAAGCUGAAAAAUUGCUUAAGGGGCUCCCAGAAAGGGAUCUAGUUGCUUGGUCUGCACUCAUUGCCGUUCUUGUCCAAUCUGGUCAUCCUGAAAAGGCAUUAUCUGUACUUAAAGAUAUGGAGAACGAAAACAUUAAACCAAAUGAUGUAACUCUGAUCACUAUCCUCCCAGCCUGCGCUGAACUAUCUUCUCUGAGAUCAGGCAAGAGCAUACACUGUUAUGCCAUCAAGGCUGAUGUUGGUUCUGACUUUUCAAUGGGAACAGCCCUACUGACCAUGUAUGCUAAAUGUGGACAGUUUAGUUAUGCACACGAUAUAUUUGACACCAUGCAAUAUAAAGAUGUUGUGACGUGGAAUGCUUUGAUAAAUGGGUAUUCUCAGAAUGGUGAAGUGGACCGCGCAAUUGAAAUGUACCAGAAACUGCAGUUUUCUGGUUUGCACCCAGAUGCUGGAACUAUGGUGGGUUUGAUACUAGCUUGUGCCCUCUUGAAUGAUCUCAAGCAAGGAACUUCUGUUCACGCUCUGAGUAUUAAGAAUGGGUUUGAUUCUGAUUGCCAUGUUAAUUGUGCACUCAUUGACAUGUAUUGUAAGUGUAGCAAUCUUCCCUCAGCAUUGUACUUGUUUAACAGACUGGAUUUCAUUAGGGACAAGGUAUCUUGGAAUAUAAUGAUCAUCGCAUUCACACGGAAUGGAGAUGCUAAUAAAGCUUUAUCUGCAUUUCGUCAGAUGAGAUUGGAGAACCAUCAGCCAAAUUUAGUCACUUGUGUGAGCAUCCUUCCUGCAGCAGCAUACUUGGCAGCCCUGAGAGAAGGGACGAGUUAUCAUUGUUGUAUCGUCAAAAUGGGAUUUCUGUCAUAUAUCGCGGUCGGCAAUAGUCUCGUUGACAUGUAUGCUAAGUGUGGCAAGAUUGAUUUGUCUAAGAGAUGUUUCGAUGAGAUGGAAAACAAGGACACAGUCUCCUGGAAUUCUAUGCUGGCAGGAUAUGCAGUACAUGGUCAAGGGGACCAUGCCGUUGCACUUUUCUUGCUGAUGCAAAAAAACCACAUUGAAGUUGAUUAUGUGUCCUAUGUCAAUGUUUUGUCUGCUUGCAGACAUGCAGGUUUGAUAGAAGAAGGAAAGAAAAUUUUCCAUACCAUGCAAGAAGAAUGCAGGAUUCAGCCAGAUGUGGAACAUUAUGCAUGCAUGGUAGAUUUGCUAGGCCGAGCUGGCUUAUUUGAUGAAACAUUGUGUCUACUUGAGAAAAUGCCAAUGGAACCUGAUGCUGGAGUUUGGGGAGCCUUAUUGGGAGCCAGCAUGAUGCAUUCUAAUGUGGAGUUGGGCGAAGUUGCAUUGAAGCAUCUCACUGAAAUUGAGCCUGAGAACCCAACACACUCUGUAGUUUUAUCAAACAUGUAUGCUCAAUCUGGCAGGUGGGCAGAUGCAGGAAAGAGAAGGUUAAAUUUGAAAGACACUGGGAUGAAGAAAACCCCUGGUUGUAGCUGGUUUGAAGUGAAAAACAGGACUCACACAUUUCUAAUGGGUGACUCAAAUCAGCCCUAAUACGAGAAAAUGCAACUUUUGUGGGACAAUUUACUCGAGAAAAUGGAAAAUUUGGGGUUUAUUCCUGAGAGGAGCUGUGUCUGGCAGAAUGUGGCGGAAGAGGAUAAAUAACAGUUCAGUCAUAGUGGAAGACUAGCCAUUGCUUUUGCCUUCGUAAAUACAGAAAUUGGAUGGACUAUCCAGAUAGUGAAGAAUCUUCGUAUAUGUGUAAACUGCCAUACAGCUAUCAAAUACAUUGCAACAAUU
Molecule: messenger RNA, 2894 nt
Organism: Rhodamnia argentea
Lineage: Eukaryota; Viridiplantae; Streptophyta; Magnoliopsida; Myrtales; Myrtaceae
Product: pentatricopeptide repeat-containing protein At2g39620-like
Exons: 1
Coding region: 51-2648 (865 amino acids)
Biological process (GO): RNA modification
Molecular function (GO): protein binding; RNA binding
Source: RefSeq, a predicted model, not a curated record